CUUGGCGCGGACUAGGGGACCCGAAACCUGAAUGUCUCAGCGGCCUUUACCUUGCCCCGCUCCUCCACUGCCCGCUGCCCAGUAAUUGAGCACCAGCCUUGCGGGACCCGGCCGGCCACAGGUGGGUGGAGAGCGCGGGUCCACGUCCUCCGACGCUGAGCUGCCGGGCUCGGCGUGCAGGCCCGUGCGGCGCCCUUGCUCCUAGUGUGCUCCCGCCCUCGGCUCCCUUCCUGCUCCCAGUGGAGAAGGUGUGAUCUCCCCUGAGGACCACAGGGAAGCUCUUCUCUUGGGUUUGCUUCUAGCUUUGACCCUUGGGAACGUUGCCUAACACAUUCAAACUACAAUCUAGAAGACCCAAGAGAGCAAGGCCCAGAAAGAGGUCAAGAUGGGGUUUAUAUUCUCAAAAUCUAUGAACGAAAACAUGAAAAACCAACAGGAGUUCAUGCUUAUGAAUGCUCGACUUCAGCUGGAAAGACAGCUAAUGAUGCAGAACGAAAUGAGAGAAAGACAAAUGGCCAUGCAAGUUGCUUGGUCUCGGGAAUUCCUCAAAUAUUUUGGAACAUUUUUUGGCAUUGCAGCCAUCUCUUUAACAGCUGGAGCAAUAAAAAGGAAGAAGCCAGCCUUCCUCUUCCCUAUCAUUCCAUUAGGCUUUGUCCUCACCUACCAGUAUGACUUGGGCUAUGGAACCCUUCUACAAAGAAUGAAAGGUGAAGCUGAGAACAUAUUGGAAAAAGAAAAAAAUAAGUUACAGCUGCCAAAAGGAAUGAUUACUUUUGAAAGCCUUGAAAAAGCCAGAAGGGAACAAAGUAAAUUCUUCAUAGACAAAUGAUAUCAUGUUUACCCACUGAAACUCAAAACACAAAAUUGUUGACUUGAAUAAUGGUUUUCACAAUUGUUUAAGUGUUCAAGAUUUUGAUAUACUGGAUUUUAUUUUAAAAUAUUAAAAUGUAAGAUCAGGUUUGUUAAACUAUUUUGAAAUAAAAUUUAUAACAUUCAACAAAAAAAGGAGGUACUCUAAGUAACUUUUAGAUUUCCCAUAUAUGUAUAUUAUAAAUAUGUAAAUAUAAAGUUAAUAAACUAUAUUGUUUUGAACUCCUGAAAGCAAA
Myotis lucifugus (little brown bat) is the source of this 1106-nucleotide messenger RNA. It is a transcript of the gene PLGRKT, whose product is annotated as plasminogen receptor with a C-terminal lysine. Bases 386 to 829 code for a protein of 147 amino acids. Gene Ontology annotation, cellular component: plasma membrane. The transcript has 6 exons. Gene Ontology annotation, biological process: positive regulation of plasminogen activation. The record is from RefSeq and is a predicted model, not a curated record. Lineage: Eukaryota; Metazoa; Chordata; Mammalia; Chiroptera; Vespertilionidae.